GUCAUUCUGUAACUUGUGUUUUGAAUAGAAACUUAAAUUUUCAUAACAAUGGGCAACUUAGUUAAUGAAUUUAAUCUGGAAUCAGGCCAGAAUGUUUUAUUAGUAAAUAGUAGAGAAGCAGACUCAAGUGAUAUUGUAAAGAAAGUUGAAUCCAUUAACAAUUUCGUACAUCCUGGUGGUGUUGUCAAAGUUGAGAAUGUUGGGAGGUUAUCUUUAGGUGAUCAUAAACCUUCGAGUUUUGAUGUCAUUAUCUCAGAUGUUGUGGCUCCAAGAACUAUUCAACAUGACAGUGAUCUGUUUGAAGUUUAUCUUACUUAUUUAAAACCUCAGGGCAGAUUUAUUAUACAAGAAGCAGUAAAGUCUCUGGAUUCCUUAACAUCAAUUCUAAAAUUAAAUGGGUUCAGAAAUAUAUCUGAAUCUAAAAAUAUUGUUGUUGAUGAUGAUGAGAAAAGCAAAUUAUCAGAUGUUUUGAAGUCUGAAACAUUUCACCUUAUUCAGAUUGAAGGCCAAAAGCCCAAUUAUGAUGUAGGUUCAUCUGCUAAAAUUAAUCUCCCAGUUAGUGACAAUGUUGCUGCUGUUUGGAAAUUAGAUGACACAGUUGAUGAUGAUAUUAUAGAUGCUGAUGAUCUCCUUGAUGAAGAGGAUCUAAAAAAACCAGAUCCAGCAUCAUUAAAAGUGUGUGGUACAACUGGAAAAAGAAAAGCUUGUAAAAAUUGUUCCUGUGGCCUCGCUGAUGAACUUGAAAAGGAGGCCAGUGCUGUGAAAGAGACACCUAAAUCAUCCUGUGGCAGUUGUUACCUUGGAGAUGCCUUUAGGUGUGCAAGUUGCCCAUACCUUGGUAUGCCUCCUUUCAAACCUGGGGAGAAGAUUCAGUUAUCAGGAAUCCAGCUGAAAGCAGAUGUUUGAAGCAUAUGAAAACUUAAUGGAAUAAAAUAGCUCAUUUGUUUUUGUAAUUAGUAAAAAAUGAUUUCCUUUUAUCUUGAUGUGUAAGUUAUUCUAAUUAUGUCAAAUAUAAGUUAAAGGCUGUAUAAUUUUUUUCAAAAUAUAUUUUUCUUUAC
This is a messenger RNA of Nezara viridula (southern green stink bug), 1058 nucleotides long. The record is from the annotation of a GenBank genome assembly. Lineage: Eukaryota; Metazoa; Arthropoda; Insecta; Hemiptera; Pentatomidae.